Molecule: messenger RNA, 969 nt
Organism: Ostrinia furnacalis (Asian corn borer)
Lineage: Eukaryota; Metazoa; Arthropoda; Insecta; Lepidoptera; Crambidae
Exons: 5
Coding region: 172-969 (265 amino acids)
Source: RefSeq, a predicted model, not a curated record
AGUAAUCGUUACAAGAAAAUCUAAAAAUAAUUGUUAAUUUUCCAAAUAAUAAUUUAAUCUUUGUGGUGGUCUCGUGUCACAAUAGCUUAUUGUAAAAUUUGAGACGGAGUUUUGUGUUUGUGAAUAUGUUGGUAUUUGAUUGGGUAUUUGCCUAAUUCCAGCAUUAUAAAAAUGCCUAAAAUACCGUAUCGAGCUGAGAAAUCGCGGGAGGAAGACGAAGAUUAUGAAAUCGUUUCGUUCGAGGAUUUCUGCGAUAAAUCGCCGGGGUCUAAAACGGAUUUGUUGACCUUAAAUGAUAAUAUAAACUACCGCCUCUGUUAUGAGAGUGAUAAGUCGCCUAAUAACGCGGCUAAGUACGGCGAGUCUUCGAGCAAGGAUGGCGAGAUUCACACGGAGACGUCCCUGAAUGGUUCUAAGAAUGUUACUUUCAAAAGGAAGAUGUCGAAUAGCUUUGCGCCCUUUGGGAGGUAUAACGCGAAGUCUGGAAGGGCGCCUCUGUUUAGUGGGGUCAUACCCAAGGCUAGGAAUGAAGGCGAGGGUUCCCGGGAGCAUAGAUACCAACGCUUCUCCGAACAACGCAACUGGAUCCACCGCGCUUGGGAACAGGUGUCCACCGCUGGGCCGGGAAUGCUGGGCGUGGCGCUUGUGUGCGCGCUGUGCGUGGGCGCUUGGUGGGCGGCAAGCGGCGCCCUGGGAGGCGCCUGGGGCGAAGAGCACUACAGGAAGCUAUGGGAGAGAGCUCACCCUGACAACACCAAGAAACCACCUACACCAAUCACGUACGAAAAGUGUUUCCCAAUGUGCCGGCCGCGCCUGGGAUGCCAUGCGCUGGAGAGGAUAGCAUAUAGAAAUCCUAAGGGCCUUGCCACACUGGAUUCAAACGGAUUGCAAACGGAGCGGCGCGGCGCGGCGGGUACCGCAAUCCGCCAGUAUGGCAAGGCCCUUAGGGAGCAUUCAAGUAUUACGUAA